AUGAAGCUAUUUUCCUCCGUCGCUGCUUUACUUCUCCGUCCAAGAGCUGUAACCUCCCUUGCUCGCAUCCCUACCAGAUUCCACAAAGUGAAUAAGCUUGACGAGGUGAUGAGUCGCAUUUCUUCGGAUUAUCCGAUGCAUCUCGAUACAUUUGACCUGUUGCAGAGAUCGGUUUCAAAACUAUUUCAAGAUCAUGGCUAUGCAAAUGCGGCUUCACUGCAUUGUUUAUGCAUCAAGCUUGGACUCGAAGGAAAAACUCACACUAAGCCAGAGCCAGUUAUGACGAUACCUGAGAUCUUGAAUCAUAUCUCUGGUGCUUGGAUUACUGACGGGUCCAGCUGCUACGGCAAAGAUUAUCCACUGCACAAGAUGAUGCACUUUGUCCAUACCCACUCUCCAAUAGCUCUAGGCCGAAUGCAGCUACUGCUCCAAUCGAUUUCAAAUAUGUUUGGGGACUCUUACGACGCGGGACGUACGCUUCACGGCCUCUGUGUGAAGCUCGGCAUAGAAUCAAAAAUUCACAGGAACCUGAUAACGCUUUAUGGUAGAAUGUCGUUCUUUCAGCCAGAGCACCGUGCAACAAUGCUUCAGAUAUUUCAGCUCAUCAAACCAGAUUACUUCUACAAAGCCCUGAACUCAAUGGUACACGCAUUUGGAUUAUGCUAUCCCAAAGAUGCACUUAGUGCAUUUGCUUGGAUUGUGAAAUUAGGAACACCCACCGAGUCCAACAUAAUUGGCCUUUUGGUGGCUCUUAAGUUUCACUCAGAGAAAGAAACUCAUUUGGUGGGAGUAAAUGUUCUUCUACUCAUGAACCACUACAAGAUCCCAGUAGUGCCAAGGAUAUGGGGAGCUAUAGUGGACAUGUAUGCUUCGAAAGGACUAUUAAGUAGUGCCCGUCACACCCUACUUUGCAUGGGGAAGAUCGAUGACAUUCCCAUAACAUCUUUUUUGAAUGGAUGUGUUCGAUAUGGAGAUAUGGAUGAAGCCACUAAACUUGUUCGUCUUCUUGAGGAGAAAAACGUGGUCUACACACUAAAUGAAGCUUUCUCAAAUCAGCUAAAAUACUUGGGUAUAGGCGUGGACUUUGGACCCAACGUGAAGUUUACAAAGAAGGAAGUUGGUCAUUCGUUUCUUGAUGGGCCGGCUUCAAUUCAUAGUUUGUGA
Molecule: messenger RNA, 1164 nt
Organism: Microthlaspi erraticum
Lineage: Eukaryota; Viridiplantae; Streptophyta; Magnoliopsida; Brassicales; Brassicaceae
Source: the annotation of a GenBank genome assembly